Chlamydomonas reinhardtii is the source of this 1770-nucleotide messenger RNA. RefSeq lists its product as uncharacterized. The transcript is spliced from 4 exons. The record is from RefSeq and is a predicted model, not a curated record. Lineage: Eukaryota; Viridiplantae; Chlorophyta; Chlorophyceae; Chlamydomonadales; Chlamydomonadaceae. Gene Ontology annotation, molecular function: protein heterodimerization activity; chromatin DNA binding. The coding region runs from base 118 to 954 and encodes 278 amino acids. Gene Ontology annotation, biological process: DNA damage response; leading strand elongation; heterochromatin formation. Gene Ontology annotation, cellular component: epsilon DNA polymerase complex; CHRAC.
AACACAUAGUUUACUGAACACAAGCUCCCCCCGCGCUGCUGAAGCGGUUUCAAACUUGCAGCUGUUUGUUCUAGCGUAUUAAUACCGCGUCCCUAGCUCAUCGAAGACUCUGUAGCCAUGGAGGCACAAAUAGAGAAGCCUGAGGCAGAUGCGGAGCUGCCGCGAGCGCUAAUUCGGCGAAUUGUCAAGUCUAAACUCGCACUCCUCGCGGGCGACGAUGCAAAGGAAUUCAGUGUGAAUAAGGACGCUCUUACAGCACUUGCAGAGUGCACCAAAGUCUUCAUAAGCUGCUUGGCAUCGACUUCCAAUGACAUUUGCCAGGAGAAGCGGCGGUCAACCGUGAACGCUGACGACGUGCUCACGGCGCUGCACGACCUGGAUUUCCCAGAGCUCGUGGGGCCCCUGCGGGAGCAGCUUGAAGCCUUCAAGGAGGCAGCAAAGGAGCGCAACAAGAACCGGCAGCAGGCCGGCGGCAACAAGAAGCGCAAGAGCGGCGCCGCAGCCGACGAGCCGCCCCCAGUGGCGCCGCGCAGCUCUCUGCAGGCGGCGCCAGCGGAGGCCGCGCCGGAGGCUGAGGACGGCAGCGGCGGCGCGGGCCCCAGCCAUGCCGACGACGACGACGACGGCGCACUGGUGCCGGGGACCGGCAUGGGCAUUGGCGGCGCCGGCGGCUUUGGCGAGGACGGGCUUGGAGGCAUCGGGCUGGGUGUGGGCAUGGGCGUGGGCGUGGGAUUAGACGCGCCGGGGCUGGCGCUGUCUCCUGGCGGCCUGGCGAUGGGCGGCGCGGAGGCCGGCGCGGUGGCGGCGGCGGAUGUGGCGGCGCACCCGCAGCAGCAGGAAGCGGCAGGUGCUGCUGCGCAACAGCAGCAGCGAGCAGUGGAGGAAGUGGCGCCGGAGGCGGUGGUGGAGGAGGAGGUGCAAGUGGAGGACAUGUUGGUCGACGCGCUGCCGUGAGGCGGGGCGGCGGCACAGUGCGCCGAGGCCCUUUUGUUCGGGAGGGCACACACGGCGCAGGGGACAAUGCCAGACUGGGGAUAAGGGACUGGGCAGAGGACCAGUUGGGAUUUUGGGGCUCGGUCCGGUCCUGAUGCUGUGAUGGAUGGGUGGAUGGACACAGCCUGUUUGUGCCGUCUGAGGGACCGCUGCUCGCAGCGGGAGUCCGGACGUGGCCUCUAUACCGGUUGUUGCGGGCGGGCUAGGACUGGGGAGAGGAGAGGCGGCAAGUUUGGCGGCCGCCAGGCGAGCCGGCCGCACCAGGCAAGAGAUAAGGGCCGCCAUGAGGGGCUUGCGUUGAAACAUUGGGUGUGGCCCGCGGACAGGAGGCCGCAGUGCAUAUGUGUGCGUGAGGGCAGGACGUACGGCGGAUGCAGGAGCGAGUGCGCCGUUCGUGCGGGGUCGGCACCUGUGGAAACAUUUACGAGCAGAAGAGUGUCAGCCGCGGCCGUGGGCAGUUCGCAGCUGGCCGCCCGUGGGUGGUUUUGCGCACGUGGUGCCGUCUUGCGCCAAGCAACUGCUGCGUUACUGUAUCAUUGAUGGGAUUGCACUGUGGCGUCGUCAAUACAAGAACGCAGCAGUGACACGGCGGCACUCUUUCUUGAACGAGGUCUCUUUCGCACGAUGCCUGAGCUCUGUGCAGCAGGCAAUGGGUGUCUUACUUUUUGAAGAAGACAUGGGUUUUUAAGACCGGGAGAGUAUUCGAGGGGUUCGGCCGUUUCAGUGACUUCUCAGUUCUUGGUUUUCACUCUUUUGUGUGCAUUGGUCGCGGUGCCC